AUGCCUCUCCUCCGUCCGCUGCGUCCGGCUAAUCGUUAUGUGCUCCCCUCACUGCGGCUUCCACGACGACACUUCCACCCCCAUCCACGCCAAUUCCAGCGCUUCGUACCCCCGUGGCCCAGUUCACUAGACAAACCAGUUCCUACAAAUACAACACGAUCCCGAAAAUGGUUGCGUCGCCUUGCUUAUCUAUCCCUAGCCACCGGCACGGUCUACAUCAUCGAUAACCAGUUCUACGCCUCGUCCAUCACCCGCACAACCCGCACCUUCGCACUAGGUCUACUCGUCGCUUUAGACUACAAGAUCAAUUUCCGUCCGAAUCCGCCGCUAGCCAGCUCCGUCACAGCCGUCCAUGCCCGUAGCGCGGAACGAUUGUCAGAUUUACUGCAGCGGAAUGGGGGUCUUUAUCUGAAAAUCGGACAGGCGAUAGCCAUGCAAUCAGCCAUUCUGCCGGCAGAGUUUCAGAAGAUGUUCUCGCGCAUGUUUGACGACGCCCCGCAGAACGAGUGGAAGGAUGUUGAGGCGGUGAUAAAGGAGGAUUUUGGGAAGUCGGCCGAGGAGGUGUUUGGGGUUUCGUUUGAUGGAGAACCGGAUAAGGGUGUGUUCGAGCGUCGAGCACGGGCCAGUGCUAGUGUUGCUCAGGUGCAUUGGGCAAGAUUGGCGGAUGGUAGGGAAGUGGCUAUCAAGAUUCAGAAGCGGGAGAUUGCUCGUCAGUUGGAGUGGGAUCUCUGGGCGUUCAAAGUCGUGACAUGGGUCUACACUCGCGCAUUUGAUAUCCCCUUCUACAGCCUCGUGCCGUACAUCAGCGAACGCCUAUCUCUAGAGACCGACUUUGACAACGAAGCUAGCAACUCAGAACGCAUGGCACAGCUGGUCGCAAGCGAACCCCGACUCCGCGGCCGUGUCUACAUCCCCAAAGUCCACCGUGAUCUCAGUUCAAAGCGCGUCAUGACCGCAGAAUGGAUAGAAGGCGUGCGGCUAUGGGACAAAGACUCCAUCACCCGGCCCUGGCGCGGCGGCUGGCGCGAGGGAACACCAGGCUGUCAAGGAACCCCAAUGGAUCCGCCGAAAGACAACCCUGCCAAUCCAACAUCAAAAGCAACCGACAAAAUCAAACCGUCGCGCGACCACUGGCGCGGCCAAAACAACGAUGGCGGUCUCGGCCUCUCCCUAAAACAAGUAAUGACCACAAUGGUCGACCUCUUCUCCGCGCAAAUGUUCCUUUGGGGCUGGGUCCACUGCGACCCUCACCCAGGAAACAUCUUCAUCCGCCGCACACCCUCCGGUAAGCCUGAACUCGUCCUCAUCGACCACGGCCUCUACAUCCACAUGGACCCGGCCUUCCGACACCAAUACGCGCGGUUCUGGAAAGCCUUACUUACCUUCGACAACGCAACCCUCGGCGAUAUCGUCAAGGGCUGGGGCGUGCAGAACGCAGACCUUUUCGCUUCCGUCACGCUCAUGUCACCCUACCGCGGCGGAAACCGCUCCACAGAACAGCAUCUCACGGGCCUAAGUAAAUCAGAACUUGCGGCCAGACACUACGAAAUGCAACAAUCCGCCCGCAAAGCAGUCCGCCAGAUCCUGGGCGACGAGACUAAAUGGCCGCAGCAACUCAUCUUCAUAGGCCGCAAUCUGCGCAUCGUACAAGCGAACAACCAAUUCCUGGGGUCACCUGUUAACCGCGUUAAAAUCACUGGUUUGUGGGCUUCGCGCGCACUCGCUGAAUCUCCGGAUUUACCCUUUGGCGAGAAGAUAAGUAACUGGGGGAGACAUUUGGUGUUUAGGGUUGUUUUGAUCGGGAGUGAUGUGUGGUUCUGGUUUGCUAAGAUACGGCAGUUUUUGAGACUUGGAGGCGGCAUGGAGGAUGAUAUCGAGGCGCAGAUGCAGGGGAUGGCGAAGGAGAUGGGUGUUGAGUUGAGGCAGAAUAUUUUCGAGGGUUGA
Aspergillus chevalieri is the source of this 1944-nucleotide messenger RNA. RefSeq names its product ABC1 kinase family protein. The coding region runs from base 1 to 1944 and encodes 647 amino acids. The record is from RefSeq and is a predicted model, not a curated record. The transcript is spliced from 2 exons. NCBI's taxonomy places the organism in Eukaryota, Fungi, Ascomycota, Eurotiomycetes, Eurotiales, Aspergillaceae.